AUGGAUUUUGGAGGCAUUCGCAAUGGGAAAGACAUCCUUGUCUCCACAGCUGUCCAGUAUGUGGACAGUAACAGGGCUGAACUCAUUCAGCGUGUGGUGGCGGUGAUGCCCAUUGCUGAUGAGUUACUGCAGAGAAACAUGAUCCACCGGGAGACGUACAAUAACAUCCUCACUGCGGGGACCAGUCAGAAGCAGAUGAGACUUCUGUACAGCAUCCUGGAUUCUGCAGGAGACACUGUGAAAUCUGCCUUUCACACCUUUCUGAAGAACAACUGUCCUCAUCUGGUUCAGGCUUCUGUCUCUGAGGGUGAGACACCAUUCAUCUUUACACAUCUGCAAAGAGCCCAAGAUGAUCUUAAAAUCAGUUUGAAGAAGAAAUAUGAAUGCAUCUUUGAAGGCUUGGCCGAGUAUGGGGGUAAAAUGUACAUAAACAGUAUCUAUACAGAGCUGUACAUAAGCGAGGGGAGAAGUGAAGGAGUCAAUACUGAACAUGAGGUGAGGCAGAUUGAGACAAGAAUGAGGAGACAAACUACAGAAGAAAGCAAAAUCAGCUAUAAUGACAUCUUCAGAUGUUUGCCUGGUCAGAACAAAGCCAUCAGAAGUGUGCUGACCAAGGGCAUUGCUGGUAUUGGAAAGACCGUCUCUGUGCACAAGUUCAUCCUUGACUGGGCUGAAGGAAAAGCCAAUCACGAGGUUCAGUUGAUGUUCAUUCUUCCUUUUCGGGAGCUGAACUUGAUAAAAGACGAGCAAUACAGUCUUCUUGGACUACUGCAUUACUUUCACCCUGAAAUUAAACAUGUAUUAUCGGCUGAGAAUGUUACAAAUGAAAAAACUGCUUUUAUUUUCGAUGGUCUGGAUGAAAACCGAGUUCCGUUAAAUUUUCAGUCCAAGAAGUUGUGUGACCUUACGGAACCCACGUCAGUGGGAAUGUUAGUAAUUAACCUAAUCAAAGGCAACCUGCUUCCCUCUGCUCUCCUGUGGAUAACCUCCCGUCCGGCAGCAGUCGCUCAGAUCCCAGUUGAGUAUAUCGACCAGGUCACAGAGAUACGAGGGUUUGAUGACCCACAGAAAGAGGAGUACUUCGGGAAGAGGUUCACUGACCAGGACCUGGCCUGCAGAGUUAUCUCUCAUAUGAAGACAUCGAGGAGUCUCUACAUCAUGUGUCACAUUCCUGUCUUCUGUUGGAUUUCAGCAAGUGUUCUUGAGCAGAUGUUGGGUCAAGAGAGGAAAGGAGAAAUUCCCACAACUCUGACGCAGAUGUACACACACUUCCUUCUCAUUCAGACUCACUUUGUGAAGAAAAAGUAUUUUGAAAACCUGGUGGAUGAACUAAUGAUAAAGAAACUGGGUGAACUGGCAUUUAACCAGCUUCAAAAGGGACAUCUCAUAUUUUAUGAAAAUGACUUGAAAGAGUGUGGAAUUGAUGUCACAGAUUCUUCAGUUCACUCUGGGCUGUGCACACAAAUAUUUAAGAAGGAGGACUUAAUGGCUCGGAAGAAAGUGUACAGUUUUGUGCAUCUGAGCAUCCAGGAGUUUCUUGCUGCUCUGUUUGUCUUUUAUACAUAUAGAGAAAGCAGCAUGAACCUGCUUGACCAAAGAGUCACCUCCCAAUUACAAAGACUCUUCAAAAUCCAAAAAUUAUUCAAUUUACAUAAGAGUGCAGUGGACAAGGCCUUGAGCAGUAAGAAUGGACACCUGGAUCUCUUCCUCCGCUUCCUUCUUGGCAUCUCACUGGAGUCCAACCAGAGUCUCUUGCAAGGGCUACUGACACAGACUGGGUGCAGCUCACAGAAUACUGAGAAAACAGUGAAAUACAUUAAGGAGAAGAUCCAGAAUAAUCUUGCUCCUGAAAGAUCCAUCAACUUGUUCCACUGUCUGAAUGAGCUGAAUGACAACACUCUAGUAGAGGAAAUCCAGAGCUACCUGAACUUAGGAGAUAUGUCGACAAAGCAGCUCUCAGCUGCACAGUGGUCAGCUCUCGCUUUUGUGUUACUGACAUCGAGACAGGAGGAGGAUGUGUUUGACCUGAAGAAGUUCCUCGGAUCAGAAGAAGGGCUACUGAGACUGAUGCCAGUGGUCCAGUUCUCCAGAACAGCUCUCCUGAAGCAGUGUAACGUCACCAAAAAAUGCUGUGAACAUCUGACAUCAAUUCUGAGCUCCACCUCCUCACACCUGAGAGAGUUAGACCUGAGUGACAAUGACCUUCAGGACUCAGGAGUGAAGAUACUCUCAGCUGGACUGGAGAACCAACACUGUAAACUAGAGGUACUAAGACUGAACCAGUGUAACCUAACAGACAAAUGCUGUGAAGAUUUGGCCUCAGCUCUGAGCUCCACCUCCUCACACCUGAGAGAGUUAGACCUGAGUGACAAUGACCUUCAGGACUCAGGAGUGAAGAUACUCUCAGCUGGACUGGAGAACCAACACUGUAAACUGGAGGUACUAAGGUUAAUCAAAUGUUACCUGAAAAAGAAAUGCUGUGAAGCUCUGGUUUCCAUCCUCAACUCUAACUCCUCACAGCUGAGAGAGUUAGACCUGAGCAAAAAUGACCUGCAGGAUUCAGGAGUGAAGAUACUCUCAGCUGGACUGAGAAACCAACACUGUACACUGGACACACUAAGACUGAACCAGUGUAACCUAACAGACAAAUGCUGUGAAGAUUUGGCCUCAGCUCUGAGCUCAACCUCCUCACACCUGAGAGAGUUAGACCUGAGUGACAAUGACCUUCAGGACUCAGGAGUGAAGAUACUCUCAGCUGGACUGGAGAACCAACACUGUAAACUGGAGGUACUAAGGUUGUCCCUGUGUAGAGUCACAGAGAGAGGCUGUUCUUCUCUGGCUUCGGCUCUGGGUUCGAACGCCCGCUCACAGCUGAGAGAGCUGGAUCUGAGCUAUAAUCACCCAGGGGACUCAGGAGUGAAGCUGCUCUCUGCUCUACUGGAGAAAGUGAAUGUGGACCAUGCUGGACAGUGCAGGAUCAGAGCAGGACCACAGAAAUACUCCUGCCGGCUCACACUGGACCCCAACACAGCGCACAGAAACCUGGUCCUGUCUAAGGACAAGAGGAUGGUGACAAGGAGGGUAGAGAAGCUGCCAUAUCCUGAUCAUCCAGAGAGGUUUGACUGUUACAGACAAGUCCUGUGUGUAGAGAGUGUGUCUGGUCGCUCUUACUGGGAGGUUCAGUGGACCGGAGAACAUGGGGUUCGUAUCGGAGUCACUUACAAAGGAAUCAGCAGGAAAGGAGACUCUUCUGACUGUGGCCUUGGAUACAGCGACAAGUCCUGGAGUCUGUACUGCUCUAGUGAGAGACACGCUGUAGAACACAACAACAAACGUGUUGACAUAGCUGCACCCCCCUUCCGCAGAGUAGGAGUGUAUGUGGACUGUGUGUCCGGCGCUCUGUCCUUCUACGGCGUCUCCUCCGGUGAACCGACCCUCCUGUACAGCUUCACCUCCACGUUCGCUGAGCCCCUCACUGCUGGCUUUUGGGUUUGGAUCGACUCCUCGGUGUCCCUGUGUGACCCGGAACCGGUACCAGUGUCCCGGACGUGA
This is a messenger RNA of Scleropages formosus (Asian bonytongue), 3552 nucleotides long. RefSeq names its product NACHT, LRR and PYD domains-containing protein 12-like. NCBI's taxonomy places the organism in Eukaryota, Metazoa, Chordata, Actinopteri, Osteoglossiformes, Osteoglossidae. Gene Ontology annotation, biological process: regulation of apoptotic process. The record is from RefSeq and is a predicted model, not a curated record. Gene Ontology annotation, molecular function: protein binding. The transcript has 10 exons. Bases 1 to 3552 code for a protein of 1183 amino acids.